ACGACAUGUUUUGACGGUAUGCUUGAAAGGUUAUAUUUUAGAUUGUGGGUGUCCAGUUCGCCAGGUUGAGCGGGUUGAGCUUUGGCUUUGUUUUAAAUCGUUCGUGGAAACGUCAGAGAAAUACACGAUGGCACAAAGCAGACUGGAGAAAAUCGGCACUAUAUAUACCAGAAUUACUUCACUAUUAAAAGGCAAAGCUAUAAAAGAGGAAGACGUGCCGUUGUGGUUGAUAGUAUAUGAAGCUUUUCCCCCGAAAUAUGAACCGAGAUUCGACAGACAGCUGCCAAAGAAGCCAGUUACACCUAUCUUUUAUAAAGAGGAUUUUAUUCGAGCAAAGUUUCAUAAUGAUCAGACAUUUAUACCAGCUACUAAUUUGGCAAACGAAAAUGUAAAAUCUGCAACGCAGAACUUUCUAUCCAUGUACCAAACGAUAAAAAAGGAAGAACUGUCAGAAAAUGAAGCAUACGAACAGGCGAUGGAGCAGUACGUUUCUGAAAUGGAAAUAAAAAUGGAAUCGAGGAGAGAGAAUGAAUCAAGUUCCGAUUCGUCCAGAAGCUCUAAGUGACUAAAAACAUAUAUUCUUACCGUAAGUUCUGUUGUAAAUAAAGAUCUUAUUAUUUAACAUCUGAUAUCUGUGUUAAAUGCUAUCCUACAUUGUUGUGAUACUGACAGAAAUAUACGUAAUUAACGAGUCUUGUUCAACAACAGUGUUUAUAUUUCGUGACAAUCAAUACAUUAAAUAACAAUGAGUUCCUGCAAAAUUAACUUAUAUCGAUAAGUGAGAUGAUAACUAUAAUGAUCCUCACGAUGAGUAAACAUGAAUUUACAAUGAUGUACUUAAUGUACAGAGAUCAAUCGCAUAGAAUUUUCAGUCACAAUAAUUAAUUAUUCGUUACACAACGUUAAUCAUAUUUCAAGGCAUAUGUGACAAUAAUUGUAUAGGAUGAUAAUUUCUAUUUCUUUACUAUGUGAUUGAAGUUUGGAGCGUCAAUGGUCUUAGACAUUGCUCUCGCACUUGUAGAUUUUGCCAGACAAACGUAGGAAAUUUGCGAUUGCAUGUACAGAGGUACGCGUGGGACUUUUCAAUUAUUCGGAGCCCUUCCGAGUAAAGGAUCUCGACGAAUUAUUUUUUUUUCUAUCAUCAAUGAUUUCAGACAUUAUCCUACUUUGAUUCCAAACAGGAACAAGCGUAAGAAAUUUUCGGUCAUACAUACGAGAGAUCGUCAAUUGUCUGUUUAGUUUGGACUUACUUUUAAUCUUCGCUCCAUGAACGCUUCAAACUUCAAUCACAUUCCUUUACAAUAGUCAUAUUAGAAAAAAGGGGAUACAAGCUGCGUAUAUCACUGUGAUUCGCUUUACGCGCUGCAGGUACGAGUAAUUAAAAAAAUAAUUAUAAAAUGCGCUACAAAUUAAAGAUAUAGAAUCAGUGCACCUCGAACGCGCUGGUUCGAGAAUAACAGCCAAAGAUGUACGCAUCGUACAUUAUUGAAAAUAUUCUCGACCAACCACAUCACAUUUCCUAAAGAUAAUAUCCAUUUAGACCUUUAAAUGCCGCUUCUCGUUUAAAUGAGUUACGGGUGAAUUAAAUGUGUUGUAUUGUAUUACAAUGUUACAUUCCAUUUUUAUUUUAUUGCUAUAAGCUAUUGAAAGAUAUAAAAAAUGCUUAAAUAUAUAGAGA
Molecule: messenger RNA, 1678 nt
Organism: Mycetomoellerius zeteki
Lineage: Eukaryota; Metazoa; Arthropoda; Insecta; Hymenoptera; Formicidae
Gene: mRpS23
Product: mitochondrial ribosomal protein S23
Exons: 4
Coding region: 128-565 (145 amino acids)
Biological process (GO): translation
Cellular component (GO): mitochondrion; ribosome
Molecular function (GO): structural constituent of ribosome
Source: RefSeq, a predicted model, not a curated record